AUGGUUUCCGUCACAGCAUGUGGCCACCUGGCCGGCCUUGCGGCUUUGAUUCUGUCAUGUCUCCCUUGUGCUACCGCUGAUUGGAGGUAUAAGUCACGUCCAGAUCUGGCUCCACCAACUCUGAACAUUACGAUACCAGCAACAAAAGACGUCGAGUCCGGCUAUCUUUUUGUCGCUCCAUUCGCCGGCUACCCAGAGGGAACUCGACACGGACCUUUGCAAGCAGCCCCGUACAUCUUCACAGACACUGGUGAGCUCGUUUGGUCAGGAUUUACUUACUUCUCAAUUUGGGCAACGAACUUCCAGGCCUCUCGCUACAAGGGUCAAGAUAUCCUGUUCUCUUUUGAGGGCAGCCACAAUGCUGCUUAUGGGCAUGGCCACGGCCACACAACUUUCUUGGACCAGAACUACGAGACCGUACUAGAACUGCGAGCUGGCAAUCAUCGACUGACUGAUAAACACGAGUUCCUUAUCAUCAACGAGGAGACUGCUCUGAUUCAAAUCUACCAUCCUGUCCCUUGGAACUUGACAGCUUAUGGCGCCAGCCCUGAGCAGCAAUGGAUUGUUGAUUCCAUAUUCCAAGAACUCGAUAUUGAGACUGGUAAAGUUCUCUACGAAUGGAGCAGUCUUGACCACGUUGACCCGUCUGAGGGUUAUCUUCCCCUAAACCCUGGACAAGCUGGAGCUGGGUACAAUAGCUCUGAUGCCUGGGACUACUUCCACAUCAACUCAGUUGACAAGGACGCUGAGGGCAACUAUCUCAUCUCGGCCCGUGACGCUAACGCCGCCUACAAGAUCAACGGCAGGACCGGCGAGAUUAUAUGGCAACUUUCUGGAAAGUCUAGCUCUUUCAAGAUGGGUCCAGAAGUUGAGUUCGCAUUCCAGCACCAUGCCCGCUUUGUUGCCAAGGAAGGUGAUAAAGAAAUCAUUAGUAUCUAUGACAACUCUGCACAUGGUACAGAAGAUGGAAGGGGCCACGAAGUUCACUUCUACAAACAUUCCCGAGGAAAGAUUAUCGAAGUUAACACUAAAACUUGGGAAGCAACCAUUGUUCAGGCAUUCCACCCACCCGAUGGACUUCUAUCAAAGUCUCAAGGAUCAACUCAACUCCUUCCAAACGGGAACGUCAUGGUCAACUGGGGAUCUGAAGGAGCCAUGACUGAAUUCAAAGCCGACGGAACCCCAAUCUUCCACACAUACAUGGACUCUGGAUUUCUCGGACUUGGCGUAGAGAACUACCGGGGUUUCCGGUACAACUGGACCGGCAUUCCCCAUGAAGCUCCAGCUAUUGUGGCUCUGAAAGACGAGAAGAGCUCCAGUACCAGUGUCUAUGUCUCAUGGAAUGGAGACACGCGUACCAAGAUCUGGCGAUUCUACGAUGUCAGCGACACUGGCCGUUCUUUCUUGGGAGAGUCGAAGCGUGAAGGGUUUGAGACUGUUCUUGAGCUUGACCAGGGCAUUGCUGUGAAUAAUGUCCAAGCUGAGGCUUUGGAUGCAGAGGGAACUGUUCUUAUUGAUACUGCGGCUGUGAAACCCGAUGUUUUGAUUCAUCAAUACCAGGGCAAAAAGGCUUCCAAACAGUCACAUUCCAGUGUUGCGGCGUGUUUCAUGUUCAAAGGGCAAAAAGCUUUCAAGCAAGGACUUUAG
This is a messenger RNA of Lachnellula hyalina, 1647 nucleotides long. RefSeq lists its product as uncharacterized. Lineage: Eukaryota; Fungi; Ascomycota; Leotiomycetes; Helotiales; Lachnaceae. The coding region runs from base 1 to 1647 and encodes 548 amino acids. The record is from RefSeq and is a predicted model, not a curated record. The transcript has 4 exons.